UGUCACACACAGGACCAAGCAGGAACUCGCCCAUUUUUACCCAUUACAGAUGGAGGAACACGAAGAUGCUCAAUACUGUUUUCCAGACCAAAACUCUUCUUGCAGAAAGGCUUUGCUAUCGACAUCUAUUUACAUAACACUGUACAUCUUCAUCUCAUUGAUUUCAGCGGUUACAGUAUUUUUGAACGUACUGGUGAUCAUCUCCGUCUCUCACUUCAAGAAGCUCCACACUCCAACCAACCUGCUCAUCCUUUCUCUGGCGGUGGCUGAUUUCCUGGUGGGACUGAUUGUGAUACCAGUAGUGGCUGUAACAGUAAUUGAAUCAUGCUGGUUCUAUGGGAAAUAUUUCUGUGUGAUUUCUCUAUAUAUCAAUUAUUUAUGUCUCUCUUUAUCUAUAGGCAAUUUGAUCUUGAUAUCUAUUGACCGCUAUGUUGCUGUGUGUGAUCCCUUGAAGUACCACUCAAAAAUAACAAUAACAAGAAUAAUUGGUUGUAUAUCAAUUACCUGGUGUUGUUGUAUCAUAUACAAUGCUGUUAUUUUAAAUAACUAUGUUAAUAUGAAGGUACCCCGACAGUGUUUGGAAGAAUGUUUUGUUGUUGUAGGAUUUAUCUGGAGGAGCAUCAUUGACAUUCUAUUUUCAAGUGUUAUCCCGUGCUCAAUUAUUAUAACACUUUAUUUGAAAAUAUUUGUUGUCGCCAGAUCACAGGCCAGAAAGGUAUUUAUAAAAGAGCCUGCCACCAAGUCUGGUGUUAAAACUGUACAGUCAAAUAAGUCUGAGAGAAAAGCAACAAAAACUCUAUCUAUUGUAGUUUUCACCUAUCUCAUCUUGUUGGAUUCCAAUUAUUUUUAUCCAGUUUUUUUCUCACCAAUCAUCAGUUUCCUUAAGCUUUCUGCCAUGUGUUAAUUCCUUAAUUAAUCCAAUUAUUUAUGCUUUAUUUUAUCCAUGGUUCAAAGUGACAGCUAAACAUAUUUUAACUCUGAAGUUAAGGCGGUCAUAGU
Messenger RNA from Oncorhynchus nerka (sockeye salmon), 999 nucleotides. Its product is annotated as trace amine-associated receptor 13c-like. Bases 50 to 904 code for a protein of 284 amino acids. The record is from RefSeq and is a predicted model, not a curated record. Lineage: Eukaryota; Metazoa; Chordata; Actinopteri; Salmoniformes; Salmonidae. The transcript has a single exon. Gene Ontology annotation, cellular component: membrane. Gene Ontology annotation, biological process: G protein-coupled receptor signaling pathway. Gene Ontology annotation, molecular function: trace-amine receptor activity.